Messenger RNA from Aspergillus mulundensis, 1143 nucleotides. RefSeq lists its product as uncharacterized. The coding region runs from base 1 to 1143 and encodes 380 amino acids. Lineage: Eukaryota; Fungi; Ascomycota; Eurotiomycetes; Eurotiales; Aspergillaceae. The transcript has 9 exons. The record is from RefSeq and is a predicted model, not a curated record.
AUGCCAUCGGUUAUUGUCGACGCUGCUCCAUUUCUCAUUACCCAUCUUCGUAGGCACAAUCUUGCUGGAUCCGUUUCCACAGACAAGGCCAUGUUUGCAAUGCACGCCAAUGCGUCAGAGACCCCAGCGGCUCCGCCACCACCCGGCACAGAGCCUAAUUACAUUGACCCUCCCUCCCGCCAGACGACGGUAGUCAUUGUGGAGGCAAUAUUCAUGCCUCUCAUGUUACUGGCCGUGAUCAUACGGGUCUACGUGCGGACUCGGAUUAUAAACCUCUGGGGAUGGGAGGAUACAACGUGCAUUCUCGCGGCUUGCGGCGCGCUUGCUCAUAUGGGCGUAAUCAUGAAAAUGCUGGCAAUCGGCAUGGGCCGACACCUCUGGGACAUCCCAAGGAGGAUAUUUGCGGAUCCGGCCCACACCCGCCUCAUAUCAGUAAACAUCACAUACCCCUGGACAGUAUGCUUCACCAAACUCUCGAUCCUACUACUCUACAAGCGUCUGUUCACAGUCAGCCGCGUCCGCGUCGCCAUCUGGACCGGCAUCGCCAUGACCGUCGUGCUCUACACGACCUUCAUCGCCAUCGCGUGCGCCAGCCUCGUCGUCUGCACGGGUACGCGCACCUCCCAUCCGGGCGUCAGCACCUUCUGCCGCGCAGUCCACCACCAGCUCGCCCUUUGGCACUCGGCCGUCAACGUGCUCACAGACUUCUACGUCCUCAUCCUGCCCAUCGCGCCGCUGGUCAAGCUGCAGAUGUCCCACGGGCGCAAAGCGGCGUUUUCUUUCGUCUUCGCGUCUGGCCUGGUGGCCUGCGCUGCGAGCAUCGCCCGCCUUGUCUGCAUUCAGCAAAAUGUGCAUAGCAAGGACACAUUGUGGGAUUUGGCGGAGGUGGCGCUUUACUCACUCGCCGAAAUCAACAUCGGGAUUAUAAUUGCCUGUGUCUGUACAUUCCCAAAGUUCAUUGAGCAAUUUCGGGGACUGAAGAUGGCGGGCAAGAAGGUCGGCCAGGUUGUUCAGCGUUUCAGCCGGGGGCCUUGGGAGUCGAUGAAGUCGGUUCUACCGAGGCGCACAGAUCGAACCAAGGCAGGGAAAUCAGCUCCUGGUCAGCUGGGAGAGGUAGAGGCGGUGUUGUAUGUCUACUCUUAG